This is a messenger RNA of Porites evermanni, 936 nucleotides long. The record is from the annotation of a GenBank genome assembly. NCBI's taxonomy places the organism in Eukaryota, Metazoa, Cnidaria, Anthozoa, Scleractinia, Poritidae.
GACGAUGCUUUAAUCUCAAAAUGCUUCUUUCUUGAAACCUCUGCUCAUCAAGCAUCAAAAAAUCUGGACUCGUUAAUCGUUUUCUGUAUUGUUCUGCACGCUUUGUCUUUUAUUCCGGCGGCAAUUGGCAAUGGAAUCAUCUCGUUAACGACGUGCAAAAGUCCUUCACUUCAAACACCUUCCUUUGUCCUUCUGGGCUGUACGGCGUUUGCUGACGCACUCACAGGAUUCAUUGCUCAGCCGAUAGCAAUGGCAUCUUUCGUGGUCAAACUUCGAAGGCAAUUUCCUUCUGCCUGUUACCUUGAUGCUGUUAAAGAGUGCUUAGGGUGGCUCCUAGGAGGUAUUUCCUUGAGUAUCCUAGCUUUACUGAGUAUUGAACGCUAUCUUAUCCUACAAUUGGGGCUCCCGCGCUAUUGUGCUGUUGUCAAUGUCAGACGUGUGUUAGUGGUAGUCGCCAUGUUCAGCGUUUCAUUGAUCAUUCUGGAAGUACUUCGCUUUCAUGUUCUUAGCAACAAGAGUUACGUUGUUAUUCAUCUGCCGUUUAUGUUUUUAGGUCUUCUUAUACUCACUCUGAGCUACUUAAGAAUACAUCGUCAUAUAAGGCGACGAACAUUGAUAAUCGAACCAAAGCCAUCGCAACAGCUACAAGAAAUGAACUCUUUUGACAUUAAAAAGUACGAGAGGGUAACAUCUGCCGUACUCUUCAUCGUGUGUUUUUACUGGCUAUUUUUCGCCCCUUUUGUGUGCGUUCUCGUUGCUUACUUGAUAUUAGGUUUCACUGAGCGUAUAGAGGGCGCUUAUUACAUCACAACAACAAUAGUUCUCACAAGUGCAGCAGUUAAUCCUAUCCUUUAUUGUUGGAAGCUAAGGGCACUCAGGAGAGCAGUAGUGAAGAAUGUAAAGAAACUAUUCUACUUGAGCUCCGACAAGAUAUAA